AUGCUGCGCGGCGGCGCCGGAUCUCGAGGAGGAGCUCCCGCCGCGGCGAAGCCUCCCCGCCACCGCCCCCCGUCGCGCCGAGCGCGGGCGACGGCUGCCGCUCCGGGACUGAAGGGCGGCCAAGCCUCCGUGCUACAGGAUCCGGUGGUGUCUUCCGUGGAGGAGUCCUCUUUUACUUUCGAGUUCAAGAGGGGGUCCAAAAGGGCGAGGAAGGCGAUGCCACCGGCAGAAGCGCACAUUGGGAAAGAGAACUGGGGAGAGGGACUCUCUAACAAACCAAAGACACCUGCGACGAAGGAGACGUCUGAAGAGGUGGAGUUCACUCACUGUGCGCCCAGUAUUGUUGCGAGGCUGAUGGGUCUUGACACCGUGCCGAGGUCCAAGAAGGUUCUUGACCGGUGCCAGAGUGACAUCCAGAGCAGUACACGGCAGAAGCUAUCCGAAGGUGUUCAAGAGGUGGCCCGCGUUUCGUGUGAGGACAGGCCAUGUCGGAGCAGUGGCGACGAGCUGCCAGAGUUGAAGGAUGUCUUUGAGGUGACUGACAUGGAGAACAUGGCGUUGCAGUCCAGCCACGAGAAGCCAUGCCCGAGAAGCAAUGAUGCUGAUCUGGAGUUCGUGAGGCACAAGUUCUUGGACGCAAAGCGCCUUUCCACCGACGAAGGCCACAGGAAUUCUAAGGAGUUUGGGGAAGCACUUGAGAUACUCUACUCCAAAAAGGAUCUGUUCCUUGAAAUCCUUCAGGAGAGCAGUACUGUGAUGUCAGGAUUCCCGGGACACAAACUUGGUUACGGUGGCUUGCAGGGCUCUCCCCAUACAAGUAAUGGUGCUGAUGGGGCAUUGUCUGGGAAAGAUAACCUUCACAGAAUGGAAGUUGAGUGUGAGUCUGAUGAUUUUCUUUCUAGUAUGUAUCUGAAAGAAACUUCGGUUGUGCCACUGGAGCAUUUGGAACCAAAAGAGAGGAAGGGUUCAAGGAAGUUCUCGCAGAUUGUUGUCCUGAAGCCAGACCUUCCAAGGAAAAGUUUGCCCCCGCGCCGUACCAUGUAUCAGCAAGAUAUCAUGCAUUUUACAGCACCUGCCAAUGUUCAAGUUUUAGAACCAGAAGGAUAUACACCUGAACAGAAGGUUAGAAAACAAACAGCUAAAAGAGGUAGCAGAACGAAACCAUCUGGGGGUGAACACUAUCUUGCAGUUGGCCAUCAAAGGGAAAAGGUAUCUUCUGCUUCUCAUGAUGAGACCCUGCCAAUUUCUUCAUCCACACAUUCUGCUGGAUCAUCGGUGAGCAGAAAGGCCAGAAGGCACCUCUCUGAACGUUGGCAGUUGGCCUGCCAAUCCAAUGGGAAAAAUUCAGUUCCUACAGAUACAAGAACAUUAGGUGAAAUGCUUGAACUGACUGGUAGAGAUGUAACAAAAGUAACCACCCAAAAGGUUUUGCCAGAUCCAAACUCCAGUCACACUAAUGCACAAGAGAUGCCGGCCGCCCCCCUCGGUAUUAGCAGUAAAGAUGGUUGGAAGACGGGGAUUUACUGUGAAGAUGAUUCAAGAGGUGGCAUUCCUAGGAAUUUUCCCAGGUCCAAGUCUCUCCCGGCCUCAUCUACCACUGCCACAAAAUUACCGGGUAGGAGGCAUCCCGCGCCUUCUCCUAACUUGCCGAUUCUGAAAGAUAUAUUGAAUACACCUGCUGACGAUUCUGGAAAUGCACAUGUCAGGAAGAGAUCACCAAUCAGAAAACUCAAGCAGAAAAAUGGGCGCGUUAUCUUUCAUGCUGGGAAGGAAAAUAUGCUCCCUGAGAAAGAAAUUUAUGUAACUUCAGAAAAAACAAGACACAGCAUCUGCACUUCUGAUCUGCCCAGGGCAAGCAACAUAGAGCAUCCUCUUGAUGUUACCUGUACUGAUGAUCAAGAAGCAAUUGAUUUGGUUAUUCCACAUGAUGAUGUGCGUAAUUUUGAAGGCCAGAUAGGUUGGAUAGAGCAAAAUCUGGCAACAUCAUUACCAAAGCCAGAACAAGACAUAACGAUUCAUAAUCAGGACAAGAUUGCAUUGAAGGAGGGGAAAAGCCAAUUAGCGGAGGGUGACAUUGUUGAAAUUGAGCAGCAAACAGUAAAGUCCACACAUACUUUAAGCUCUGAGAGUUACGGAUUCUCAAGUCCAACUGGUUCACCGCAGGAUAGUUCUGGAGACGAGGCUGCUUAUUCUGGAAUCUUUAAAAGUGUCAACGAUGGUAUUCAAGGACUUAGAGCGCAGCUAAAGAUGCUGAAGAUGGGUGACCAAGUUGAUACCUGCGGAGAUGAUUCGGAUGCAGUCUCAGUCGAAGAGUGCAAUGAUAUUGACAUUUCAGAUUACCAGGUGAGGGAAGAGCAGCUACCUAUAUUCAGGGAUGAGGAGGACAGGGACUGCACUUUUGUCCAGGAGAUGCUUGGCACUGCAUGCGACUCUCCAGUCUACCCAGAAGAAUGGCAAUUCAGCUCAGAUGUUUUCCUAUGGCUAGAAAACAAGUACAGCAAGCUGCUCCUGUGGUCGAGGUCGGACAGGAAGCUUCUUUUUGAGCUUGUUAACUCUAUCUUAGCUGACAUGACGGCUCCGGGUAGCAGCUUGCAUUCAAAAAUGAUGAUGAACUCCCAGCCUGAAAUCGAUUGGAGAAAGAUGGCUGAAAAAGUCUGGCAAACGACACUACUCAUGCGAAGGAGCUAUGAGCCAUUUGAUUUGGAUAGUGUCCAACCUUUGCCACUGGACCAUCAGCCUGAACUUGGUGUGUUCGGAGCAGAGAUUGCAGGAAUGAUAAACGAUGAUGUUCUAGAAGAGCUUGUGGCCGAACUCGUAGCUUAAUUAUGUCAGCUGAAACUCUAGUGGAUUGGUUGAGAUUUUUUAGCAAGUAGUGUAUAUACAUAGCCUGCUGCAAAUCACUGGUUUGCAAGAUGGUUUACCAUUUAUGAUUUCGGGAGAUGGCCCCUUGUUGAACGUAUUAACUGUAAGGUAUGUCGGUGGAAGACUUUCC
This is a messenger RNA of Lolium rigidum, 2992 nucleotides long. RefSeq lists its product as uncharacterized. Bases 1 to 2823 code for a protein of 940 amino acids. Lineage: Eukaryota; Viridiplantae; Streptophyta; Magnoliopsida; Poales; Poaceae. The transcript is spliced from 6 exons. The record is from RefSeq and is a predicted model, not a curated record.